This is a messenger RNA of Panthera uncia (snow leopard), 2239 nucleotides long. It is a transcript of the gene FNDC7, whose product is annotated as fibronectin type III domain containing 7. Gene Ontology annotation, molecular function: protein binding. The record is from RefSeq and is a predicted model, not a curated record. Lineage: Eukaryota; Metazoa; Chordata; Mammalia; Carnivora; Felidae. The coding region runs from base 38 to 2239 and encodes 733 amino acids. The transcript is spliced from 12 exons.
CUCUGCUGUGUGCCAUGUGAGUCUUAUAUUCACCAGGAUGGCUGGCAGACCCAAGAAAUGUUUGUCUUUCAUUGGAUUCAGCCUUAUCUGUCUUAAAAUGGUUGCUUCAGCAAAUACAGCUCCUGAAAUACCCACUAUUGAUCAGGCAUAUUCAAAAAUCAGCACCAGCAUCACUGUGGAAUGGGCCACAGUGCCAGGGGCCACCAGUUAUCUCCUCACGGCUGAAGAUGGAGGCACUGUCAUUGAAACCAUGGUGGCCAAUUCCCCAGGCACUGUGACAGGCCUGAAGGCUGCAACCUUGUACCAAAUCACUGUCAGAUCCGUCAGUGCCACUGGGAGAAGCCCAGCAUCGCUUCCAAAGCAGGCAAAGACAGUGUUGGCUGCACCAAUUCUAGAAGUAAGCUCUCCAAGUCCAGACUCUAUUCUUGUACAGUGGGAAGCUGUAUAUAUGGCAAUUGGAUUCUCUGUGUCCAUUAUGCGAGCCAAUGGUUUGGGUAGAAUAUGGAAAGAGAAUACCACAAACACCUCCUUGACAUUCACCAGGUUAGAUGCUGGGACUCUCUACACCAUAAAGGCCUAUGCGUGGAAUGCCAAUGGAACCCCUGGGGACGACUCCACCUGCAAUCAGAGAACAAGUCCUCGUGCCCCUGCCAGCAUUCAAGUCUCUCUUGACGGUGGGGCUCUGAAGGCUUCUGUUUCAUGGGCCCCAACGGAAGGAGCUUUCAACUAUACCGUGAUGGCUUUGAGUGACUCUUCGGAGCUGAGCUGUAGUACGACUCUCAGUGCCUGUACUAUCUCCUCCCUACAGUGUGGGACUGAGUACCUAAUUUCAGUUUUAGCAAGUAAUGAUGCUGGGUCUAGCAAGUCAACUUCAUCAGAGGCCCUAAAAACUGUUGCUUGUGCACCUGGAAGAGUGACCAUCCAAGAAGAUCCUCCGGGCCACCUGUCUGUGGCUUGGUCCAAUGUAGAUCUGGGUGAUUACUAUGUGGCCUUUGUGAAGAGUGAUGAUGGCUUGGAAGUCCACUGCAACACAUCCCUCACCCAGUGCAAUUUCUUAUCUGAAUGUGGCUUCACUUACUUUAUUAGUGUUUUUGCCUAUAACAAGGCAGGGCAGAGUCCUCUGGGCGAUGUGUUCAAUUAUACCACAGCCCCCUGUUGUCCUAGCGAUAUUAACCCUGUGUUGGUGUCCAGUGACAGAGUAGAGAUUGUCUGGUCUCCUGUCCGUGGUGCCGAACUUUAUGAAACCAAGGCUGUAGAUGGGUUCAAAGUGGUUGAGUGCAAUGACACCGCUCCUGCUUGCACCCUCUCCGCUCUAGAGUGUGACACCAAGUACAACGUCACAGUGUAUUCCUUCAGCGAAGUCCGGGGCAGCAAUAUGUCAUGUACUUCCCGAUUUGUAACCACAGCUCCUUGCAGUCCCGAAAUAAAAAACGUUUCAAAGGAUGCAUUCUCCAUGAUUCGUGUGCACUGGCGAUCCACUAAUGACGAUGCCACUUACACGGUGACUGCCCAGGGGGAGAAAGGGCUGUAUCGGUGCAGCAGCACGGGAGAGUCCUGCGUGAUGGGGAGCUUGCCCUGCGGCUCCGUGUUCUCCGUCACUGCGGUGGCUGAAACACAGGCAGGGCGGAGCCUGCCCAGCUUCAGUGUGCCCCUGGAAACAGUGCCGUGCUGUCCAGCUGGUCUGACAGUAACUCAGGUCACCCAAUCAGUAAUCAACGUGAGCUGGACUGUUGGGACCGGGGCCCAAACCUAUGUGACAGUUCUGGAGUCACACACCGGACAGUCUAAGUGUCUCACCCAUCAAAACCAGUGCCUCCUGGGAUGUAUCACAUGUGGCGUCAAUUACACAGUGGCAUUAAAAGCGAUUAGUGCCACUGGGUUGACUGCAGACUGCACCUACCAAAGUUAUUCCUCUAGUGCCUGCUGCCCUUUGGGAGUGAAAUUAUAUAGGCUGAGCCCUAAUGGCAUCCGAAUCUACUGGCAAGCCUCCAGGGGCUCUACCAAUUAUAGCACUGACCUCUACGGUUCUAAAGGCAUUUUCACCUGUGCCCCAAGAGCUGGCCUCAGUUUUUGUGAUGUCACCGAGAUACCCUGUGGGGAUGUAUAUACCGUGAUGGUCUCACCAGUUGCUGAGACAGGACUGAAGCUUACUUUCUGUCCAAAAAAAAUCUAUUCAGUAACCUGCUCUGGAAGUACACUUGGAAUGGUGAUUUACCGAGGGAAAAGAAAUGCAGAAUAA